Molecule: messenger RNA, 2883 nt
Organism: Rana temporaria (common frog)
Lineage: Eukaryota; Metazoa; Chordata; Amphibia; Anura; Ranidae
Product: pre-mRNA-processing factor 39-like
Exons: 14
Coding region: 65-2284 (739 amino acids)
Biological process (GO): mRNA 5'-splice site recognition; RNA processing
Cellular component (GO): U2-type prespliceosome; commitment complex; U1 snRNP
Molecular function (GO): protein binding
Source: RefSeq, a predicted model, not a curated record
AGUACAGCCCCACCAUCACCCCGCACUGCUCGGACGUCGCUCAUUGAUGACGUAGAGGGACAAUAUGGCGGACCCGAGGAGGCGUAGCAGGUUUUCAACAGCAGUGAAUCCCACUACAUCUGAUUUAUCCACCAUGGACUGCGAAGUUCUGACCACGGAGGACUGUAGUGGCAGUGAUGAAGAAUCCUGUGAUGUGAAAAGUGCCAUGCCUCCUGAAUUUAACAGUUUGUGGAAAUCAGCGAUGAAGAAGCCAUUUAAUUUCCAUACUUGGACUAAACUGGUAGCAUAUGCAGAAAGUGAGAAAAACUUGCCAGCAUGUAGAAAAGCUUAUGAUGCAUUCCUCACAUAUUUUCCACUUUGUCACAUCUACUGGAAGAAGUAUGCUGACCUGGAGCAGCAUCAUGGUAAUGAAGAAGAGACAGAAAAGAUCUUUGAUCGUGCUGUGAAGGACAACCCACUUAAUGUCAACAUGUGGACCAACUACAUUCAGUUCCUGAAGAAGACUAUGGACAUGGAUUUGACAAAAUCUAUUGACAAGUUACGAGGUGUGUUUAGGGAGGCUGUAAAUGCUUCUGGUAUGGAGUUUCAUUCAGAUGUGCUAUGGAGGAUGUACACAGAGUUUGAGAUUGAACAGAAGAACCUAAAAGAAGUUACUGUACUAUUCGAUCGAGUGCUUGCUAUUCCCACUCAGCUAUAUAAAACACACUAUGAGAGAUUUAGGACGUUUGUAUUCGCUUAUUCCCCGAUUGAAAUCUUGAAAACAGAGGAACUGGAUUGGAUCCACUCAAGAGUACAGAUUGAAAGUGACAAUGAUCAGAUCGCUGCUGAAGACUCAGAUGACUGUUUUGAGUCAUUAACAGAAUCUGAUAUAGCAAAGUUUCGGGAACAUAUACUCCAAAUUAGAGAGCAGUUGUAUAUCGUAAAUGAAGCAGAAGUUGAAAAGCGCUGGAACUUUGAAGAGAGGAUCAAACGGCUUUAUUUCUAUGCUAUACCAAUGAAUGCUAAGCAGCUGCAAAACUGGAGAGAUUAUCUGGAGUUUGAGGUGUCUCAGGGUCAGCAUGAGCGUAUAGUAUUACUGUAUGAGCGCUGCCUGAUGAGUUGUGCACUUUAUGAGGAUUUCUGGCUGUCGUAUGCACAAUAUAUGGAGUGCCAUUCAGUGGAGAGUGCCCGUUCUGUAUUUGAGAGAGCCUGUCGUAUCCAUUUACCAUUAAAAUAUGGCAUACAUCUUCAAUGGGCUGCAUUUGAGGAGAAGCAUGGAUGUUUGGACUCUGCCCGUGCCAUUUUGUGUCGCUUUGAAGAGAGAACACCUGGUUUAGCCAUUGUACGUCUGAGGCGUGUUGGUCUGGAACAGCGCAAUGGAAAUCUACAGGAGGCGGAAAGAUUGCUAAAGGAGGCUGUGCAGAUCAGUGCAGGCACAAAGUUAAAAGGAUUUUAUGCUGUGAAACUCUCACGACUAAUUCUAAAGCUCCAGAGAGACCCACACAAGGCAAAGGCUGUACUUGGUGAAACCAUUAAGAAGUAUCCGGAUAAUCCCCAUUUACAUAUGUGUAUGCUGGAGAUUAAGAUGUCCACAGAUGAGGCUGAAGAUGCUCCUCUGGUCUGUUUGGAAGAAGCUUUGAAAUGUAAACUCUCUGAUGAUUCAAAGAAGAUCCUAUCUCAAAAACGACUUGAAUUUCUAGAAGACUUUGGCAGUAGCCCAGCAAGCUGGAUAGAUGCCUACAAUGAACAUCAAACGUAUCUGAAGACAAAAAUAGAUGAUGGAAACAAAGAUAUAGUCAGGAAAGACUCAAUUUCUGAAGACUGCUACCCACCAGGAGUUCCGCCACCACCUAAAAGUUUAAAACAAGAAGUUCCUCCUGAGGAUAAGUCUACAACAAAUGCACCAGAACCUGCGAGGAGUCUAACAUCCAAUGUUUCAGUGCCAGGAAACGCUGCAACUGUAUCAUUUUUUUCAAAACCAAAUACUAUGACCGCCACUGUACAACCUUAUCCAAGUAGUAAUUACUAUAGCCCACGACCAUUAUUUGCACCUAAAAGACCAUAUGGCCCACCUCAAAAUGCACCAAUGCAGCCUUUCUUCAAUCAAUAUUCAGCACCAAGAGAGUUUAAUCACUUCAAUCAAGGCAUGAUCCCUCCUCCACCUCCAGGCCCUUAUAGUGGACCCCCUGCACCACUUAUGGACAAUUACAGGAUGCGGUUUAACAUGCCCCCUAUGUUUGGCUAUGGACCAUGGUUUCAGAACUUUGGAGCUCAAGGUUGGAACAGAUUCUUUCCACCCCAGUGAUCCUGCAUUAUUCUGUUCACAAGAAGGUGCGACCAUAUGAUAACACCAAUGAGAAGCUUAAACUCUGCUGUGUUAAAAAGACAACCAAUUACAGUUCAUGGUGUUACAUUUUUUUGUUUUCAGCUGUAAUUGAAGUACACUUCCAUGGAGAUAAAACCAGGCACAAAAAGGAACCUGAAUUUGGAUAGCUAAGAGUUCCCUGGAAGUGGGAAAUGUAACACUGUUAUACAAAUCUCAAGUUCAGUUCCUGAGUUUGAUUUUGGCACCACCUGCUCUUGGACUUUUGUAUUGGUCAGUAGUUAUGGCUUGUGACCUUUGUUGGCAAAUUGUGAUCUCUACAAGGGCGAAAAGCUCCAUUCAGGGCUGAAACUGAGAUUUGCAUAACAGAGGGUUAAUCCAAUGGCUAGCAUCUAUCCGUAGGUGUGCUUUACCAGCAAAUUCUGCUGACCCGUUGGUACAUAUGCCUCUUUUUCUCAAAAUAUCAUGUACAGGCUUAAUUUACUAAGAAUUAUUACAUUUCAGUUUAUUGCCCUUUGUAAAUAAAUGUUUACAGUUAAUGUCGUUUUAUUAAUUUUGGAACAAUAAAUGACUUAAAUGAA